AUGUUACUGUCUUCCCGUGUGCGUUUAACCAACGUCAAAUCGCUCAAGACUCUCAAAUCCCUCAGAAUGGCUUCCACCUCCGGCUACGCUGCUGACGACGUCUUGUUCCACAACGAGAAUAUGGCUAGGGUCAUCACCUUGAAUAGAGUCAACAAACUCAAUUCCUUAAACACUUCCAUGGUAUCUAAGAUCAUUCCUCGGUUGGUAGAAUACGCCAAGCUGGACGUUUCCAACAUGGUCAUUUUAACUUCCAACUCCCCUAAAGCCUUGUGUGCUGGUGGAGAUGUAGCAGAAUGUGCUGCUCAGAUCUUGAAGGGUAACCCUGGUUAUGCUAGCGACUUCUUCCAGAAAGAAUACAACAUGAACUAUCUAAUUGCCACCUACUCAAAGCCAUACGUGGCUCUCAUGGAUGGAAUCACCAUGGGCGGCGGUGUGGGACUCUCUGUCCACGCACCUUUCCGUAUUGCUACCGAGAAGACCAAGUUGGCCAUGCCUGAGAUGGACAUUGGUUUUUUCCCAGACGUGGGAACUACCUUCUUUUUGCCUCGCUUGGAUGACAAGUUGGGUUACUACUAUGCGUUGACCGGCGAAAUCUUGUCCGGUUUGGACGCAUACAUGGCUGGUUUUGCUACUCAUUACCUUCCUUCCGAGAGAGUUUCUCAGUUGGUGCAGAGAUUAUCCAACUUGAACCCUCCAGUGAUCAACGGCACCAAGGACGAGGCCAGUGUGUUACGUAGUCAAAAGGACUACUUUGCUCAGGUCAACGAGGUUAUCAGCGAGUUUGCAGAGACUAAGUUACCUCAAGACUACAAGUUCCACUUGUCUGCUGAAGAGACCUCCUUGAUCAACCAAGCAUUUUCCAAGCCAUCAUUUGACGAAGUUUUGGCCACUUUCAAGAAUGCCGGUACCGAUUUUGGUACCAAGACCUUUGAGCGUUUGUCUGCCAAGUCUCCAACAUGCGUCAGAGUUGCAUUUGAAUUGAUGAACAAGGGUGCCAAGAGCACAAUUCGCAACCAGUUGGAGUUGGAGUUGAUCACUGCCACCAACAUGAUGAAUGCAAAGUUGGAGGAGAACGACUUCGUCAAAGGUGUCAAACACAAGCUCAUUGACAAGAUUAAAGAGCCAAACUUGCCAGAAUGGACUACCUUUGAUGCUGCUCGUGUGGAGAAGCUCCAGUCUAAGUCCAUCUACACCGCCAAGCUCCCAUCACCACUUCUAGAGAACUUCUUUGGUGUGAACUUCAACAACUACAUCUUCAAUAUGGGUUUGCCUUCCAACUCGCAGAUUGAAGACUACAUCACUGGUAGAGACGGAUCCAACAGAUCGUAUUUGCCAACUCCAAACGAAGUGUUCAAGCAUUUCAAGCAACUCACAAACAACAAGUUGGGAGUGGAGGAGAAGGUUGCUAGAACUUUGGCUGUGCACGGCGAGGCUUCCAAAUACGACAACAAGUAUGUUUCCUGGAAAGCUUAA
Sungouiella intermedia is the source of this 1473-nucleotide messenger RNA. The record is from the annotation of a GenBank genome assembly. Lineage: Eukaryota; Fungi; Ascomycota; Pichiomycetes; Serinales; Metschnikowiaceae.